Bursaphelenchus xylophilus (pine wood nematode) is the source of this 836-nucleotide messenger RNA. The record is from the annotation of a GenBank genome assembly. Lineage: Eukaryota; Metazoa; Nematoda; Chromadorea; Rhabditida; Aphelenchoididae.
AUGGCGGAACUGGUCGUUGGCGGCUCUACCACUACUUCCUCCGGCUCACCAAAUGAAAUUUCACCAUCUGCAGUCCACACUCCGACCAGGACGACCUUCUUUUACUCAAAUCAGACCACUCAUUAUCCAGUUGACGACAGACAUGCUCCUUUGAUUUACAAUUUUCCUCCUCCACAAGCUCACUAUGUACAGCCUCAUCCAAUACAAUAUGGAGCUUAUCCACACAAUCAGAGCCAUUCCCAUGGUGGAAACAAAAGUUUGUUCCAUCAAUCCACUGGGCCUUUCGUUGCUGGAAGAAGAUACAGCAGAAACUCGCGGUACUCCGUAAAUCGAUGCUUGUUGGAUCCCGAGAGCAAGCCAGCUCCUAAGGUGCCUCAGAAAACACAAGUUGUUUAUCCAGACGGAAGAACAGUCGAUGUAAGUGCCUUUUAAUUGUUGUUGUUGAUCUUCAGGUGUUGAAGGGACAAAAUUAUCGAAAAUGGACCUGAGUUUUGCCUACUUUUCGCAUGGGCAAAGUCAUGGAAGGAUUUAGCUGGCGAAAUUUUUUUAACCGCAUUAUCGCAAAUUUUGGCGUUUCGGUAUUUUACACUAGAUCCUUUUAGGUGGUUCUGCCUUCCUCUGAAUCUCCGGUUGUGAAGGAGAUGAGCACUCUGCAGAAUGGAGAAGAUGCUCUGGACCGUCUGUUGGAGUAUGGGUAUCGUCGAAUCAACUUUCUCUGCCAAACCAUGUACCCAGGCUUCAAACUGAACAAAUCUUUGCCUGGUCCUCCUGGCCCAGCACCGGAGUCGCCACCUCCUCCAGUUUUCGUCGUCACUCACCCUGAUCACACCCGAUAA